AUUACUUUCCUUAUUGGAGCUAUGUUCCUAGGGACAUACAGGAUGACGGAGAUAAAGUGCUUAUUGAGACGUCGGAUGGAAUAUCAUUCUAUUACCAUCUUCAAACUGCAAGUUUUACUGGAUUUAUUUGCAAGAAAUGGAGACGUUCAUACUUCAGUUUCUAUACGGAGAGCUUGCGCUCACUAAGAUAUGUACUACAGAAAAGAUUCAAUUUUGAUCAAAUUGCUGAAAUUACUCACUCCCAAUCACGGGAGUUGGCAUACAUGGAUGACCCACCAGUCUAUGUAGUGCGUGUUUUUGCACUUUUUGGCACUCCAGAUGAAAGUAGUUCUUAUGGGGGAUAUCUGACAGAUUUUAGAGGUGGUUUUGUUGCUAUCGAAGGGAAGAGACUAGUUGCAGGAGAUGGCAUUGAAGCAGAAGCAAAAGCCAUUCUUUGUGGGCUGCAAUUAGCUCGUGGGCAAGGUAUCAAGCGCAUUGCUUUGGUUUCUAAUGCAAAGGAGCUAGUUGAUGCUAUUAAUACUGGAGAAAGGCAAAGUUUUCAAAGGCUGGAAAAGAUUCUUACCAAGAUUAUUCAUCUUCUUUCUAAAUUCAAAUGGGGUCAAAUAUUCCAUGAUCGAAGAUUGUCUGCUCAAGUGGCUUGCCAACUUGCUUGUCAGGCUAUGAAAAUGAUUGAAAUAGGUUUUCAUGAAACAGAACCACCCAAUUGGUUCAUAGAUGGGUGAACCACCUAGUUGUGUGGCUUGUAGAAUUUUAUAGUACGUAUUUUUCAUUUAGUUCAUUAGCCUCUUUCUCUUUAA
This is a messenger RNA of Telopea speciosissima, 797 nucleotides long. RefSeq lists its product as uncharacterized. Gene Ontology annotation, molecular function: nucleic acid binding; RNA-DNA hybrid ribonuclease activity. The record is from RefSeq and is a predicted model, not a curated record. The transcript is spliced from 3 exons. NCBI's taxonomy places the organism in Eukaryota, Viridiplantae, Streptophyta, Magnoliopsida, Proteales, Proteaceae. Bases 264 to 722 code for a protein of 152 amino acids.